Scaptodrosophila lebanonensis is the source of this 790-nucleotide messenger RNA. RefSeq lists its product as uncharacterized. The coding region runs from base 22 to 456 and encodes 144 amino acids. The transcript has 3 exons. The record is from RefSeq and is a predicted model, not a curated record. Lineage: Eukaryota; Metazoa; Arthropoda; Insecta; Diptera; Drosophilidae.
ACGUACAAUAUUUACGAAAAAAUGUCUCUACCCUAUUGGCCUUACUUUAUUCCAAGUACGGCAACUUUAGAGACGGUUAAGGUUGGUGACCGCAGAAUUUCGUUGGCUAUUCGGGAAGUGCCGCGUAGGAUUAUUCUUGGCAACGGUAACUCAACUGGCCAGAUUGGCUGGUUGACUGAGUCGCAUUUAAAUUGGAUUUGUACCAAAAUUAAGAAUCUGUGUGGUGGCCUUAACGAAUGGAACCAUGAUUCGCCCGAGCUUAAGACGACAUUCGUAAUUGAGGAAGCCAGUUUGAAGGUAGCUAUGGAGCCUGACCUUGAGUCGCUGCAGAUGGAGCAGGACCAGGAGGAUUCAAAUUCUGACAACAUUCUACACAUAGCCAUAUUGGUCGAAGGGUUGCCUCUGGGACGAUUUCCACUAACCGAACUAAUUGGGGACAACUGUAUUAAUCGAUAAAUAUUGCAAUUCAAAAUGAAAAUUAUUCAAUACCACGCAAAAGUAAUUUGGCAUUUAAAAAUUGUUCAGUGCUCCAGCAGAUGACAGCGCUGCGUGGCUGUCACUCAAACUGUCCAUUGGUGGGUGACGAGCCAAAUGAAGUGAAAUAGUUUGAAAAUGUAAUUAAUUUAGUUACCGCCUAGAAAGUAGCCGGCAUAUGCUCGCCCAGCCCAUCACGUAUACGCCGCGGUGCACGCGACUAGCUGAUAUGCAAAAGGGCAUUUCACGCCCACGUGUCGAUGGGGCUUUAAAUUUUAAUUUUCGAUCAAACAAAAAAUAAAAGUUAAAAAGCGCA